AUGAUGGCCGAAUCCAGCAUCUCGUCAUCCACCGACGUUCUCAAACGAACAUUCAUAUCCGGGUGUCAUAUUCUUCAUCACCACCGUGUUCUUGAUGCAUACGGCCAUAUUUCUGUUAGAAACCCGCGCCGCCAUGAUACCUUCUUUAUGCCGCGAAAUCUGGCCCCUGGACUCAUUUCCUCGGCCGAGGAUAUUUUGGAGUACUUCGUCGACGAUGCUGCGCCCGUUGAUCCCCUCAGUCCGAAUGGGUAUGUUGAACGCUUCAUCCACAGUGAGAUUUACCGAAGGUAUCCGGAAGUUCAAAGUGUGGUCCACAGCCACGCUCCUUCCGUGCUCCCAUACACUAUAACAGACGUCGAAAUGAGACCUUGUGUUCACAUGAGCGGCUUUUUGGGCCAGUCAGUCCAAAAGUUCGAUGUUUCCCAAUUUUACGCCAAAGAUGAUACACGCGAUCUCUUGAUCCGAAAUAAGUCUUUGGGUGCCCGCUUCGCAGAAUCUUUCUCUCGUCCUGACCAGACACUCCACGGGCCUGUCGUGUUGAUGCGUGGGCAUGGUUUCACAGUAAUUGGAGGAAGCAUCGAGGAGAGUGUCUUCCGCGCUAUCUACACUGCGGAGAAUGCCCGCAUUCAAACAACAGCCAUGGCUAUCGAUGCUUCGGACAGAGGACGCGAGCCGGAUAAUAAAGGAUUGCACUAUCUUCAAGAUUCAGAGCUAGUUGAUACGACCGAAAUGACGAGGUGGUCAGUUAUGCGGCCUUGGAAAUUGUGGGUACGCGAGGUUGAGACAACUGGCCUGUAUGAGAAUUCGGCUUAA
This is a messenger RNA of Talaromyces rugulosus, 813 nucleotides long. RefSeq lists its product as uncharacterized. Lineage: Eukaryota; Fungi; Ascomycota; Eurotiomycetes; Eurotiales; Trichocomaceae. The record is from RefSeq and is a predicted model, not a curated record. Gene Ontology annotation, molecular function: actin filament binding. Gene Ontology annotation, cellular component: cytoskeleton. The transcript is spliced from 4 exons. The coding region runs from base 1 to 813 and encodes 270 amino acids.